AUGGCUGUACCCCAUAGCAUUCCUCCUCCAACGGCAGCCCCCAUCGAGACUAAAGACCAAGUUUUCGCCCGCAGCAAGGCAUUUUGGGAUAACUAUCUCCAGGGUCGCCCACAAGUUCCGCAGAGCUUCUUCCAACGCAUCUAUCGCUACCACUUGGAAAAUGGCGGGCGCUUUGGGACAGUCCAUGACCUUGGUGCGGGAAUUGGCCCGUACGCAAAGGAGCUGCGGUCAAAGUUCGACCACGUUAUUGUAUCCGAUAUUGUGCCGAAAAACGUGCAGCUGGCCGAGGAGCACCUCGGACGAGACGGCUUCAGCUAUCGCGCCGCGCCAGUCGAAGACGCAGCCGACCUGCCGCCCGGAAGUGUGGAUCUGGCCUUUGCGACCAAUGUCAUGCACUUUGCGGACCAGCAAGCGGCAAUGGAGGCGAUUGCGACUCAGCUCCGGCCGGGAGGCACCUUUGCGUGCGCAGGCUUUGGUCCCGCGCGCUUUGACGACCCCGAUGUCCAGGACGUGUGGGAGCGGAUCAGCCAGCAGGGCGGUCGAAUCCUUUUGGACAUGGCGGACCAUCCGCAGGACACCAUUGACGUCAUGAGUCGUAGUUCGAAAGAAUACAAUGUGGCUCCUCUGGAGCGGCGGUGGUUUCGGCCAGGAGCGCUGCGCAUCCGGCUGAACAUGGCCCAGGGCGGCAUUACUGGCCUGCUACCGCCCGAACGACAGCAUGAAGUGACGGAUCCAGACUUCUCAGGCCCUAGUGAUGUCGUCGUGUAUGAAACUGAUGAGGAAUGGCGCUUUCAAACCGACUUUGAGGGUUUCCUGCAGCAUUUCCGUUCGUUUCCUCACGCAGGGGUCAAUCCAGCGGCCUUUACAGGACUGUUGCAGGAGCUAAAGGACCUCAUGGGCGAGGGGAGACGUCUCCAUGGCUGUUGGCCAGCUACUUUGAUUCUCGCAACGCGGCGUUAG
Molecule: messenger RNA, 960 nt
Organism: Aspergillus pseudoviridinutans
Lineage: Eukaryota; Fungi; Ascomycota; Eurotiomycetes; Eurotiales; Aspergillaceae
Gene: tpcM
Product: methyltransferase tpcM
Exons: 1
Coding region: 1-960 (319 amino acids)
Molecular function (GO): S-adenosylmethionine-dependent methyltransferase activity
Source: RefSeq, a predicted model, not a curated record